GCCAACUGAAAAAAAUCAGUGUUGACAGCAGCUCUCGUCUGUGAGGAACAGGGUAGUAGCAGGAGCGAGAGAGAGAAAGGAGAGGGAGGAGGGAGUGAGAGUCUGAGAGAGAAAGAGAGGGAGAGAGAGAGAUAGACUUGUGCAUUGAGAGCCAGCCUCAGCUUCUAUUGUGUUAAGCAGGCAAGUGAAGGCGUUUAAGCAGCGGACUUUAAACCCACAGGCGCAACACUGGUCACCGCUGUAGAAACCCCCGAAAUCAGAGGACAAGGCACCAUGGAGGAGGACAUGGAUGAGGGACAGACCCAGAAGGGAUGUAUGGAGUGUUGUCUGAAAUGUUUAGGAGGAAUCCCUUAUCCAUCCCUGAUUGCCACCAUCCUGCUGUAUGCUGGAGUGGCGCUCUUCUGUGGAUGUGGACAUGAAGCUCUUUCUGGUACGGUCACUAUCCUCCAGAACUACUUUGAGGUUAUCAGGGGACCUGCAGAUGGUCUGGAUGUCUUUACAAUCAUUGACAUUAUCAAGUAUGUGAUCUAUGGCAUUGCCUCUGCAUUCUUCGUGUAUGGCAUUCUUCUGAUGGUCGAAGGCUUCUUUACAAGUGGGGCCAUCAAGGACCUCUAUGGAGACUUCAAGAUCACCACCUGUGGACGCUGCGUCAGUGCAUGGUUCAUCAUGCUGACGUACAUCUUCAUGUUGGCUUGGCUGGGUGUGACAGCAUUCACUUCUUUGCCAGUCUUCAUGUAUUUCAACAUCUGGACCAUUUGCCAAAACACGACCGUUCUGGAGGGAGCAAGUUUAUGUCUUGACCCGCGCCAGUUUGGUGUUGUGCCCAUUGGUGAGGAGAAGACUGUAUGUGCAGGAUCAGAAAAAUUCUACAAAAUGUGUGAAUCAAAUGAGCUGGAUAUGACUUUCCACCUGUUUGUGUGUGCCUUGGCUGGGGCCGGAGCAGCAGUCAUUGCCAUGAUCCACUACUUGAUGGUGCUGUCUGCCAACUGGGCCUACGUGAAGGAUGCAUGUAAAAUGCAGAAAUACGAGGACUGCAAGUCCAAGGAGGAGCAGGAGCUGCACGACAUCCACUCUACACGCUCCAAGGAACGGCUCAAUGCCUACACAUAAGACAGGAAGCAGCAGUGAGGGCGAGAGGACCCUCAGUGCUUUCACUUCCUGUUGAAGGGAGUUUUGGCACUGGUGCAGUCCAGGUGGUGUGUCGUAUGACCAACCCCAUGGCCAACCGAUUACCUCUCGCACAAACAUUAUUAUUAUUAUUAUUAUUAUUAUUAUUAUUAUUAUUAGUGCUAGCAGUAGUGUUGUAGUUUUUUCACUUUAUUGUAUUUCUUUUUUUUUAAGAGAUUGUGCUGGUUCUUUUUUUUUUUUUUCACCAAAUAUAAACAUCUUUGAAUAUGUUUUUCCUUUCAACACAUUUUAGUAUUAAUACAUGAAUCAUUGUUAUGUAGAGGGUCGGUUACUGGGGUGAAAAAAAAGCACAUUUUCAUGUGUGUCUGUCUCUUAAGGUCUCAUUAUCAAGGACUUAAAGCAUGAAAAAAAUUGUAAAACAAAAUAAGAUAAUUAUUCUCUCUCUCUCUCUUUCUUUCUCUCACUCCUUCUUUUUUUUAAUCAUCAGAAGGUAUGAAGCCCGAUAACAGCAGAUGGCUUGCUCAUUCUGCACUAUUUUGGUAAAAGAAAACUCAAAAACUGAGACAGAAAAGACAAAAAAACAAAAUUAAGAUAUAACAGAUGUACCAUAAAGUGUUUAUUUAUUAUUUUUCUACAGAUGUCAUCGCAUAGCUUAUCAAGAUGAUUACAAAAAUGACAAAAUGGUUAUUAUUUGCUUGCCCGUGCCAGUCCUGUUUUCAGACUGCAUUGUGCCAGUAGAUGGUGUUAUAACUUCUCUAAGAGGGAGAGGAACUUUCUGACCACUUUUAAGUGGAGAUGAAAUCUUACUACAGUGUCAACGACCCCCUCUUCAGCAACAAUGCAACGCUCCCUUUACUGGAAGCAAGCGACACAUGCACAAACCUACAGCGUUUUCACCCCCUUUUUUAUUUUCCUACACAAAUAGAUAUAGACACAGUUAAGCCGACAGGGUUUUUAUUUGAUGUUUUUGAUUCUUAGCUUUUGUACAUAGCCAUUCUGUAAAUGUAUGUACUGUACGUUAGCACUUAAACUUCAGGUGAAUUCGUAUUAGAUUGAAAAACACAUUCCAUGACAGGAUAGGGUGGGCGGAGGGAGGGAGGGAGGGUGCUCUUCUAGAAACCCAAGAAAAAAAGGUGAAGGAGAAGCAAAAAUCAGGCAACACGGUAAUGUUUAGUGACAGAUCACUUUCUUUUGGUGGGCUUUUUCUUUCCUAAGGGGAAUAUCACGAUGAAAACAAAUACUUAAAGAGCUUAUAUUAUCUCAGUGACAGUUACUCGUUGUCUUGCUAACAAAUCAUUAUUAUAUUGGACGAUGGAAAUGUCUUCUCAUUCUUUUGAUGCCUGGCAAGUCAUGUUCUGUCAGUGUUUCUAAGAGCUAGUUUCGUGCACUUAUUUGACCAUUUUGUGAGCUCUUUCUCGGUGUAAGUGCAUUGGGGUCCCGGCUGCAAAGUCACCCCCCUGUAAUGUUAGGUAAAGACUGUGAACCUAAGUGUUAUUUGUGGCAUGGUCAUGCAUUCAAUGGUAAUCGUUUUUACUGGAUCAAAAAAUAAAUAAAUAAUGAUGAUAAUAAUAAUAAUGGAAAAAAUCAAAAAGAAAAAAAAAACAAGAAAAACAGUUUUCAUUUCAUCUUUUUAUGAGUUUGUUAUAUGCGACUGUCUUGCAGGGUCAUCCCUUUCCUCAUAAUGUGCAGUAAUUUGAAUCCUAUGCUGAAUAGGCUACAUUGCGCUGAAACUCCUACUCUUCGAUGGUAGUGUUUGAUUUGUGCCUGUUUACUUUGUGGUGAUCUUUCUAACUCCUGGGUCCUCCUCUCACCUUUCUAUUACUAUUGCUUGUUGAGCCCCAAAUUAAUUCUCUCUCUCUCUCUCUCUCUCUCUCUCUCUCUCUUACUCUCUCGCUCUCUCUCACUCUCUCUCACUCUCUCUCCCUGGCUCACUCUCUCUGUCCUCCUAUACUAGUCUUUUUGUACUCUCACUAAGGAAUGCUUAGUAGGAAGCUGUACCAUUAAUUUGUUUUGUACAUAAAUGUGCCAACCGCUUGACAGUGGCUUUUCUGACUGCUUGCAUAAAUAAACUACACUGGUGUACUUGUUAAUAAAAACGGUUGUUGUUGUUCUUAA
Messenger RNA from Carassius gibelio (silver crucian carp), 3243 nucleotides. It is a transcript of the gene gpm6aa, whose product is annotated as glycoprotein M6Aa. Gene Ontology annotation, biological process: neuron projection development. Lineage: Eukaryota; Metazoa; Chordata; Actinopteri; Cypriniformes; Cyprinidae. The transcript is spliced from 7 exons. The record is from RefSeq and is a predicted model, not a curated record. Gene Ontology annotation, cellular component: neuronal cell body; axonal growth cone; filopodium. Bases 274 to 1110 code for a protein of 278 amino acids.